UCGCACGGUUCGUAAUCAGUCUGCGUAGGUUCGUUGUCGUGUUAUGUGUAGCUAACAGAGACCGGUGUUUGUGUUAGUUCAUAAGAUACUUGUUUCGGACUUGCACAUUUUUUUUGGAUUAUCGCCACUUGUGAACAUGCUGAACUCCAUUACAAAAUACGAAAACUGCCAGUGCACAAGAAUACCAAGACGUCUGGAACCCACCGAUAACAUGAUUAUGGACAAGGAAAAUAUGGGGCCUCUCAGCCCUAUGAAAAUUGACGAGAUUUCGUUCUAUGAAAACGACAGUCCAAGAAGGAUAGAAUGCGAUGGUACAUCCCCUACACAUUGUUCACACAAUAUUGUCGAUAUGGUCGAUGAUUUCGACCCUAGUUCCCAGGAUUCUGGAUAUGGAACCACCUACAAUCCAACCUUGAGGAGAUUCGUUUCGUUCUUAUCCCCUACGAGAUCAUCUAAGGCUUCCUUUGGUUCUCUUGGUUCGACCGACGAUGACUUUUUGGAGAGCAUGUCUGAUUUUGAGCCGAUAGAUGAAAACCUGCCAGUGAAUUUCAGAACGCUAAUCAACGGUGAAUUAUCAACAAUGACCGAGAAUGUUAACUUCAAGAUGUCACCUCAAGAUACCAAUUUACGACCACUUUUCCGUAGAGCUUUAUCCCUUCACAAUGAAUCUAGUACACCAAACACACGUCGUGUAAGGAGUUGCUUGUUUCAAGGGGAAGAAGUCAAAUCCUUCAAGAGGCCUGAACCACCAACAGCCAGUGAAGAUUUCAGUCCUUUACAACCUAAAAGAUCAAAGUUGUUCUUAGAGAAUGAUAAUGUUGCCAAACCAGUACUUAAAAGAGCCUUUUCUGCAUCAGAAGAAACAAUUAAAUACGCUGUUCAAAGAUCAGCUGAAGAAGAGUUGAUUGGAGAUUUCAGCAGGACUUACACUUUGCCACUUACCCAAGGGAGGCACCAGGAUCUUAAAUCAAUCACAUCAGAAACACUAGCUAGACUUAUGAAAGGCGAAUUUAAAGACACUGUGGCUUCUUUCAAAGUUAUUGACUGUAGAUAUCCUUACGAAUUCAGUGGUGGUCACAUCGAUGGCGCUCUCAACAUCUACACCAAGGAAAAGUGUUUGGAAUUGCUCAAUCAACGAAGUUUGGAUGAGAAAGAUGAUAAAAUACACAUUCUGAUUUUCCACUGCGAGUUUUCCAGUGAAAGAGGACCCAACCUAUUCAGAUAUUUACGUCAGAUGGACAGAUCGAAAAACGAGGCUGCUUAUCCUGCUCUUCAAUACCCUGAGAUCUAUCUGCUGGAAGGCGGUUACAAAAGUUUCUUUACCGAAUUUUCCGAGAUGUGCGUCCCUGUAGCAUACAAACAAAUGUUGCAUCCUGGCCACGAAGAAGACCUGAGAUAUUUCAGGAUGAAGUCGAAAACCUGGAAUUCAGAUACACGCCAAAGAUCGAAUCGUGUGAAUUUGAAAAGAUUAGGGUUGUAAAUCUACUUAUUUUGUGAAUUCCGUGAAUUUGUGAUUUUGUAUGAGUGAUGUUGUUCAUCUCUUGCCAUAAUUCUAUCGGUUUUAGUUCUUGAGUGCUGGCAUAACACUGAUUCUUGUAUAUAACAAUUCAAAUGGUUGAAAAUAUUUUUAAAAACCGGUAGAGUUGGGCAAAGAGAGUUGUGUGAAUAUGUGGAUAUUGUAAAUAAAAAUCGGGAUGCCUAUUGUACAAAUUCUGCCAUAUUGGCUCUAAUGACUCAACAGUCAGUACUUGUAAAAACUGUAUAUAAGAGUUCUUAAGUACCUAAAUUUUAUAUAGUUCAUACAUUGGAUUUAGUUACUCAUAUCCUUUGCAAUGCUAUCACCAAAGUUUUCUAUUGUUGUUUUAAACAGUUUAUAGGCUGGUUCACAGUCUUUUCUUGUGCAAUUUAAUCAGCAAUAAUAAUGUGAUGUUGCAUUCUCUUACCAGUUCUCGUCUUUUGAUUUUGCUAUAAGCACUGGUUUUUGUUUUGCAGAUUUUUAUUCAUUAUUAGCUCUUAAUUUUAGCUCAGUAUUCAUUAAUGCAUCAGCAUAUUGCCCAUGUGUUCCCGCAACAGGUGAAUUUUUUUUUACCAAUUUUUGAACUUUUAGUUGUGAUUUUUUGUAAAUAUUACUUGACUGAAUUUGAUUGCCUUUCCCUGUUGCAAAAAUAGUGAUACCCCUAAAUUUGUAAAAUAUAUUUUUUUAACUUAUAAUAAAUCUCUAUCAUGAAUAUAAA
This is a messenger RNA of Harmonia axyridis, 2234 nucleotides long. RefSeq names its product M-phase inducer phosphatase-like. The transcript has 3 exons. Lineage: Eukaryota; Metazoa; Arthropoda; Insecta; Coleoptera; Coccinellidae. Gene Ontology annotation, cellular component: cytoplasm; nucleus. Gene Ontology annotation, molecular function: protein tyrosine phosphatase activity. The record is from RefSeq and is a predicted model, not a curated record. Gene Ontology annotation, biological process: positive regulation of G2/MI transition of meiotic cell cycle; G2/M transition of mitotic cell cycle; protein dephosphorylation. The coding region runs from base 137 to 1480 and encodes 447 amino acids.